Messenger RNA from Salarias fasciatus (jewelled blenny), 4104 nucleotides. RefSeq names its product c2cd2 like (gene c2cd2l). The record is from RefSeq and is a predicted model, not a curated record. Gene Ontology annotation, biological process: positive regulation of insulin secretion involved in cellular response to glucose stimulus. Gene Ontology annotation, cellular component: cytoplasmic side of apical plasma membrane. Gene Ontology annotation, molecular function: phosphatidylinositol binding; phosphatidylinositol transfer activity. NCBI's taxonomy places the organism in Eukaryota, Metazoa, Chordata, Actinopteri, Blenniiformes, Blenniidae. Bases 347 to 2446 code for a protein of 699 amino acids. The transcript is spliced from 15 exons.
UGUAGAGGGGCUGCAGAGGUAGGAGGGUCCGACCAGCGGAGGGUUUAGACCCGCAGCAGCCCGGAGUGCUCGCAGGGAGAGCAGGCGGCUUGUUCCUGAACCGAAAGCGGAGUUAAACCGGUCCUGAAGCUCGCCGAUCGCUCGGAGAUGCGACGGAGACGUUGUUGUCGGGAGCGCUCCUCCACAUCGCCAUGAAGACGGCUCCGUGCGCUUCCAGCUACCUGCAGCCUGCAGCUCGGCCCGUUUGAAUUAGACCUCAGGUCGGCUGAAGGGACCUGAUCUGCCCUGACUGACAGCUCAGGCAUUUUGCUGGACCAGAUGAUAUGAGAGGCUCCAGGAGGCGCUGAUGGAGCUCCAGGAGUUGGGCUGGCUGUGUCUGGUCUGCCUCUUCCUCGCCUCCUUGCUCAUCGUGCUGGGAUGGCUGUUCCAGUACUCGCUGGCGGUGCUGCGCGUGUGGAGAGCCAGGAGGACAGCUCAGCGUGGCAGCAGACCGGCAGCCUGGCAGAGGCAGCUCUCCCUCUCGCAGCCCUGCCACAGCCUGGCCGCAGGGGUGUGGGGCUUCCUGCUCCGGCUCCGCUCGGGCAGAGAUGGAGGACCUGCGUCUGAGGCCGGGGUCAAAGGCCUGUUGACCUCGCUGUUCUCCUUCAAGUCCUUCAGGGAGCACUGGCAGAGGACCUGGGUGAAGGCUCUGAACGAGCAAGCCUGCAGGGACGGGAGCUCCAUCCAGAUAACGUUUGACAGCAGUCUCCAGUUGACUGCUGCCUCUGCAAUACAGAGCGUGACCUGCACAGACCAGUCGGCCAACCGGAUGGUUUUACACUGUAACUGUUGGGUGGACUCAGUUACGCUACCUGUGACAGUCACCCAGCAGUCACAUGCUGCCGUUUCCAUGGACACCUAUCAGAUCAAUAUAUCACCUAUGUCGUGGAAGGUGGUGGUGUGCCUGGAGGAGGUGGAGGACGAGGGUCUCCUCAUUUCCUGGACUCUUCCCAAGCAGCCCUCGUUCUCUCUGAGCGUGUCUCCCUGCAAGCUGCAGACACAGGCCACUGAGGGUGAGCUGGACCUGGACAUGGUGAAGGGACUGAUAGAGGACACUCUGUUCAGCACUCAGCCAGCCAUGGUCCUCAACCUCAAGAACUUUGUAUCCAGCCCUUCGGUCCCUAUGGACCAUCUCUCAGUGGGACUGAACUCUGUAUCCCAGAGUGUCUUGGUGAGACGACUGCUCCUGCGGCAGCUCAGUGCGACCUUAAGUAAAGGCCAGUGGUCCCGGUCAGGGGAGCUGUGCUGCGUCCUGAGUCUGGACCAACCGUGUACGGAGAGGACCACCCGCUUCCUGUCCGUGCCCACUAAUCCCAACAUUGCACUCGAAUGGAGUGAAGAGAUUUCUCUGGAGCUGGGCCCGGGGACCAAAGAGCUCAGAAUAAGACUGCUGGAGCGGAGCGGCAAGAGGGAACAAUUUCUGCCUGGUCAUGCCUCCAUUGCCUUGGACCUCCAGAGCAAAGUUCCCACUGGACAGCACAUAUUAACAAUAAGUCCUGGUCAUGGCCUGGCGCCGAACGCGACCGUCACUGCUGAGCUGCUGUAUCUGGAAGCCGAGGAGCCUCGCAGCGUCCACAAUGCUUUGCCGCUGCGUUCCUCGCUGACCCCCACCAAGAAAGUCGACGUGGACCGAACCAUCAUGCCGGACGGAACCAUCGUCACAACAGUCACAACUGUCCAGUCUCGACUUAAACUAGAUCGCAGUCCAGGUGAAUCUCCUUUGCGGUCUCCGUCCAAGGUGGAGGUGACUGAGAAGAAACCCACCAUCCUGUCCGACGGCAGAGGCGGCAGCAGCCCCAACCCCAGCAAGUGCAGUCGCCUUUCUAAUGGCCUAGAUCCUGUUGCAGAGACCGCCAUCCGGCAGCUGACAGAGUCUGCGUCCAAAGCAGCGCGAAAGACACCAACAAAGAGAAGCACACUGAUCAUCUCGGGAGUCUCCAAGGUUCCGCUGUCAGAGGAUAACUGUGCUUUAUCAAGCGGCUACGCUGCAGCCAUGGAUGCAGCCAUGCACGGCAACCAUUACGGUGCGGGGCAUCACCAGGAUCCAGAUGAAACGACUCCCUCUGACGUGUCCGAGCGCCCGUCUGUGGACGACGUGGAGUCGGACACCGGAUCCACUGGUGCCUUGGAAACCCGCAGCCUCAAGGACCAUAAAGUGGGCUUUCUUCAGAGUGGGACCAAACUGUUGUUCCGCAGGAGACACAGAGAGAAGGAAUCCUGCCUCAGUCAGUCUCAUGAAGAUAUCUCCAACAUGGGAAAUAACUUCUCUCCUGCUGCUAACAGCAACCGCAAAAAGUCUGGCAGCUUCUCGCGGCGUCUCAUCAAACGCUUCUCUUUUCGCUCAUCGGGCAAAUCAAAAAGCAAAACUGCUGCGAGCAAUGGAGGAGCAAGCUCACUGGAUAACUGAAUUUCACAAAAAAAAAAACAAAAAAAAAACACUGUCUUAUCAGCAUUGUACAAAGGCCAAUGCAAAAGCCUGUUUAUAUCAUUGUAAGAAGAACAACUGCAGCUGACACCCCAGGUGGGAUGUCGCCUGUGCGUCCGGACAGGAGGAGACCUCUGGCAGGGCUCUACUCCAGAAGAGUAAUAUUGCACCUUCAGGACAGAAUCAUGUUUAAUCACAUUACUGAAUCCUGAACAUGAUCCUGCAAAUGUUUGAGGAAAAACAUGCUGCUUGAAUUGGAGGAAACAGAAAGCUACAUUGAAAGGUUUUGUGGCCUGAUCGAACACAGACGACUGUGGGUGUGUUUAGUUGUGUUGAUGGUGGUAGAAAUGCUCUUUUUUUUUGAUAAUGUAAAAUAACAUUAUAAUGCUCUUGGUUGCACUUUGAACUUUAAUGUUUUUUUUAUAACAUCUGCAUUUUGUUUAUUGUACAAAUCUGAUUUAUUAUGUGGGACUCAUGACACAAGUGCUAUUUAUUUUAUCCCCAGAAACUACUCAUCAUAGCUGCAUAAAACUGUAAAGACAUUUUUGUGUUUCUCCAUGCAAAUGCAAUUUAAACAGAUAAUUUAAGUAAUAUAACAAUAAGCUGACUUAUUCUAGCUGUAAUGUCCAUUCAUAAUUAUUCAUAUGUUGGGUUUAGAAAAUAAAUUAAUGUUAUGUCUUAUGUAAAGAGCAGAAACGAUAAUAUAUUUAUUGUAUUUUUAUUGCAUAAGUUGUGUUAUGUAAAAUACUAUAACUUUGCUUUUGAAACUUCAACCAGCCAGCAUCAAGCAAAACAUUUAAAAGCAGGGUAAUGAGUUUAAACAGUUUAAAUUCUGACUGUUAUCAGGUAUUGCUUUCCUCCUGGCUCUGGUUCACUAAAACUAUAUUGAUAAUCAUUAUUGCUGUACAGCAGAAGUCAUUAUAUUGGGCUAAAUGCUUUGCUAAAGUUGCAGGCAAAACAUGUUUAGCAGAAAACUCUGCCAUGCAGCAAAACACUCCAUAACAUCAAUAGAAAAUUCAUGCAUUAGGAGCAUUCUUGAAAUCCAAUGUUUAUAAGUAGUUCUCACCUGACUAACUGAAAUGCAACAUUUUUUUCUGUUUGGACAAAAAAAAAAAAAAGAAUCUUGGUGCGUCUCAAAGAAUGUUGAGCUGCUGACUUCAGUAUGAGAUUGGGUGGGGUGGACGUGCUGCACUCAGGGCUAAUGGUAAAUUGCAUCUUGCAUACAUUAACAACUAAAACUUCAAAAGCAAAGACAACUAGUAUGUAAAAAUGUACAUAUGUUUUGGGGUCUUUUUUUGUCUAAGAACAUAAUUUUUAAAACACAUCAAUGAUAAACCUUUUGAACAACCGAAUGACAUGAUGUGAUUUCUGGUUUAUUCCUUCUGUUUGCACCAACAUAAAAAUAUUAACUAAAAUAGAUUGCAGGGAUGGAGUCAAAAUACAUGUUAUGUACUUUACAUAACAUUGACAAAUUCAAAAUGUUGAACAAAAGAGCAAAGCCACUUCAGAAAAAAUAAAAAUAUAGCUAUGUGGCUGUAAUGUGAAACAGAAAAUGCUGCACAUUCUAACAUUAUGUAUGAAUUCUGAUGUUAUAUUUUAAAUAUUUAAUUUAUUGCAAAUAAAUUAUUUUUUAAACAUCA